Messenger RNA from Lizanozyma spartinae, 786 nucleotides. RefSeq lists its product as uncharacterized. Gene Ontology annotation, biological process: maturation of LSU-rRNA; maturation of 5.8S rRNA. The record is from RefSeq and is a predicted model, not a curated record. The coding region runs from base 1 to 786 and encodes 261 amino acids. The transcript has a single exon. NCBI's taxonomy places the organism in Eukaryota, Fungi, Ascomycota, Pichiomycetes, Serinales, Debaryomycetaceae. Gene Ontology annotation, cellular component: preribosome, large subunit precursor; nucleolus.
AUGCCUCAAAACGAGUAUAUCGAACAGCAUAUCAAGCAACACGGAAGACGGUUGGAUCAUGAAGAAAGAAAGAGAAAGAGAGAGGCCAGAGAGAGCCACAAGAUCGCCAAGGAUGCUCAAACCUUAAAGGGAUGGAAGGGUAAGCAAUUUGCAAAGAAACGGUACAGUGAAAAGGUUGCCAUGAAGAAGAAGAUCAAAGCACAUCAAGAGUCGAAGGUCAACGGACCUGCUACCCCUAAAGAAGAUGAUGGAGAAGCGUUACCAACAUAUUUAUUGGAUCGUCAAAACAACAAUACUGCUAAAGCUAUAUCACUGUCUAUUAAGCAGAAACGAUUAGAAAAGGCCGAUAAGUUCUCUGUUCCCUUGCCCAAGGUCAGAGGUAUUUCUGAAGAAGAGAUGUUCAAGGUUAUCAAGACCGGGAAAUCCAAAUCCAAGAGUUGGAAACGGAUGAUCACCAAACAUACGUUUGUUGGAGAAGGUUUCACCCGUAGACCAGUGAAGAUGGAACGAAUUAUUCGUCCAGCAGCUUUAAGACAGAAGAAGGCCAAUGUGACUCAUCCUGAGUUGGGAGUCACUGUUUUCUUACCUAUUCUAGGAGUUAAAAAGAAUCCUCAGUCGCCUAUGUAUACCCAAUUGGGAGUUUUAACAAAGGGAACUAUUAUUGAAGUCAAUGUUUCCGAAUUAGGGUUGGUCACUGCUGGUGGUAAGGUCGUUUGGGGUAAAUAUGCUCAAAUUACAAAUGAACCUGAUAGAGAUGGAUGUGUUAAUGCUGUUUUAUUAGUUUAG